CCCCUGCUGGCAUUAUCCAUUAAUGAUCUCCAUCUUCCUCAUCAACCGCCUUCCACCUGCUUGCGACCUCAUGGUGCUCAUCAAUCUCGCCUUGACUCUUUCAGGUGGCAUUUUCAGCUUCCUCGGUUGCCGCAGCAGCUCACAUUCAGCUGUGGCUUCAGCAGCUGCUACUUGCCGGGAUCGCUACCGCAAUUUUCUGCGACGUUUCUCGGAUUGGAAGUGAGAGGCGCGUGCUCCAGUGCAAUGUUUGGACUCUUCUGAUUACUACAGCUUCAAUUUCAGAGAAGCUGCAAGGCUCUGCGACCUUGGUGUGACUACGGCGACCGCGGAGAGACAAAAUGGCAAGUUUAGAAAAUCAGCAAUGGCUAGUGAUCUUGGUCAUUGGUGUAGUCAUGGCAAUAACAUUGAGCGCCACAGGUGUGGAGGCGCAGGGAAAGAAGACUCCCGCGACCUUUAUCUUUGGAGACUCACUCGUGGACGUCGGCAACAACAACUACAUCUUCACCUUGGCCGUCGCAGAUCACAAGCCCUACGGGAUUGACAGGGCCGACAAGGUUCCCACUGGCAGAUUCUGCAACGGGAAAAUCAUCCCAGAUCUCGUCAAUGAUUAUCUGGGUACUCCAUAUCCUCUGCCAGUGCUAGCCCCCGAAGCGACGGGAGCUAACCUUCUUCACGGAGUCAACUACGCCUCGGCUGGUGCUGGCAUCCUGGAAGACACGGGCUCAAUCUUUAUUGGGCGUGUAACAAUAUCACAGCAAUUUGGCUACUUCCAGAAAACGAAACAGCAGAUUGAGCUGAUCAUCGGUCAACCGGCGGCUGACGAGCUGAUCCACAACGCUAUCUACUCUUUCACAGUCGGGGGGAACGACUUCGUCAAUAACUAUAUGGCGGUCACCACGAGCACCAGCCGAAAAUAUACACCCUCGCAGUAUCAAGAUCUCCUAAUCAACAACUUUCAUGGCCAGCUCAAGACGGCGUAUGGUCUGGGAAUGAGGAAGUUCAUCGUCUCUAACAUGGGCCCCAUCGGAUGCGCCCCGUCCGUGCUUUCGUCGAAGAGCCAAGCGGGGGAGUGCGUCCAGGAGGUGAACAAUUACGCCCUGGGGUUCAACGCUGCCUUGAAACCCAUGUUGCAGAGCCUGCAAGCGGAGCUUCCGGGCUCCAUCUUCAUCUACGCGAACGCUUUCGACAUUGUGAGGGGCAUCAUUGCCGACCCCUUGAAGUAUGGAUUCACGGAACCCGUGACCACGGCCUGCUGCGGCGCGGGGCAAUACAACGGCAUCGACGGAUCGUGCCGCACCAUCGGCCAUCUCUGUCCAGACAGAACCAAGUCCGUUUUCUGGGAUGCCUUCCAUCCCACGGAGAAGGUGAACAAGAUCUGCAACGAUCAGUUCCUCCACGGCGGCCUUGACGCAAUCAGCCCCAUGAAUGUGGCCCAGUUGCUAGCCAUGUAAUUCUCCCCUUUAUUCUUCACCAUCCUCACACUCGUUAAUAGUAGAGUUUCAAUUACACACAGAAUCAAUGCUAAGCAAUAUCGCAGUCCACUAUUAGCUCCUUUCUGAAGGAUGUGAGCGAUUUGUACUCAUCCACUAAUUCAUUCUUCUUGCCAAAAACUCUUCCCCCCUGCUCUCGCUACCAAUGCCAUUUGCCUACUUAUCUGGUCUAAGCUCACAACACUCGAGCCAAGCAUACUCACAUCCACCUCGACACUGACGACCGCUGGAGAGAUGUUGUAAGACGUAGUCAUCGAUACAUGGCAAAGUCGUAACAAUGCCAGGGCCAGCAACCGAGUGUGAGAGAACCUGGACCAUGUGCACCGUUCUGUAUGUGUCGGUAGGAUCUAUCACUUUUGCUAUGAACGCACCUGGCCCAUGUAACCAACAAAUGUUGUGAAAAACUGAAGGAUUGAAACA
Molecule: messenger RNA, 1910 nt
Organism: Physcomitrium patens
Lineage: Eukaryota; Viridiplantae; Streptophyta; Bryopsida; Funariales; Funariaceae
Product: GDSL esterase/lipase At4g28780
Molecular function (GO): hydrolase activity, acting on ester bonds
Source: RefSeq, a predicted model, not a curated record